This is a messenger RNA of Gryllus bimaculatus (two-spotted cricket), 3806 nucleotides long. Lineage: Eukaryota; Metazoa; Arthropoda; Insecta; Orthoptera; Gryllidae. The record is from the annotation of a GenBank genome assembly.
AAGUCGAUACAGUAAUAGUAAACAAGGACUACGAGCCUAACCUAAAAAGAAAAGGGGUUUUUUGUUCCUGGUGUUGAGAGUUACAUUAAAGUUGUACGUUAUAUAGUAGUGUGGUUACAAAGUAAAUGUGUAAAUAAGGGAAUUGUGUAAACGGAGGUCACCGGCAACGCAGGAAUGGCGGACCCAACGAGUUCCUGCGCGCCCAAUCCGAUGCAGAUGGGUCAAAACCAGCCUGUUGCCGAAGUGAAGUUGUUACUUCCUCCGAAACCUAUUAUGAGCCCGCAUUUGUCUCAGGAUGGAAUAUCAAGUGAUGCACAAAGUGGGAAACAGGAGGCAGCCCAUUUGUUCUGGGUAAAGCCAGUGGAAGGUUGCGGCACACAAGCCUUGCUUACCCAGCCUGCAGUUUCAGCUCAGCAAGCAACUGCCACUGAGCCACAAGUGAAGGAAUCAAACAAAACAAAGACUUCUGGAAAGGAUCAACAACGUGGGGGUAGCAGCAAGAAUGCUGAUGCAGUUAGUUUAGCAUCAUCAAGCUCUGGCCUCUCACGUUCAGGAGAUUCACUUGUGGAUGAAUUUCGCUGCAAAGACUGUGGCAAGAUUUUCACACAACCUCACCACCUCAUUCGUCAUGCUCGUACCCACACAGGUGAACAGCCUUUUAAGUGUGAUAUGUGUGGAAAAACUUUCUCAGAUGAGAGUCACCGGCUGCGUCACUUGCGAUCACACAUUGGUGUUCGCAAACAUCGUUGUGAAGAAUGUGGGAAGGAGUUUUUUGAGCACAAUCAUCUCCUCCGCCAUUACAAACGUCACAGCAAUGAACGUCCUUGGCGUUGCACACAGUGUGAUAAAGCCUUCUGUGAAGAGAGUGGGCUCAAGAAACAUGUUUUAACUCACUCAGCAGAAAGACCAUACAAAUGUGAAUACUGUGGAAGAGGAUUCUUCCAACCAAGUGAACUUCUACGACAUACAAAUUCUCACACAGGAAAUAAGAUGUUUAAGUGUGAGAUGUGUGAUAAGUCAUAUGCCCGUAGAUAUAGUCUUAAUAAACACCUCCGUAGUCACAUCAAAGAUUCACCAACACUUGUUCCAACACAACUACCUGCACACCUUUGCAUCCGUAAGCAUCGAUGUGAGGAGUGUGGUAAAGCAUUCUUCGAGCACAAUCAACUUCUUCGCCACUACAAACGACAUCGUGGUGAACGGCCAUGGCGUUGCACGCAGUGUGACAAAGCAUUCUGCGAGGAAAGCGGUCUUAAGAAGCACAUGUUGACACAUUCAUCGGAGCGCCCAUAUAAAUGUGAGUAUUGCAAUAGAGGCUUCCUUCAGCGAAGCGAAUUGCUCCGGCAUGCGACUUCCCACACGGGAGACAAAGUACAUAAAUGUGAGUUGUGCGAGAAAACCUUUGCGCGCAGACACAGCCUGAAGAAGCACUUCGACUCCCAUCUCGAGAACACGGAUGCUGAGCGCAGCCAGAUCCUCUGGUCAAGCUUCCAUCCGGGCCAGUGACAACGAGUGAGGGUUCCGGCCCUCCCCCAUGAGAAAAAGAGCGACAACAACAGCAAUAGCAGUUCCAGCAGCAGCCACAGCAGCAGCAGCAGCAGCAGCAGUAGUAGCAGCAGCAGUAGCAGUAGCAGCAGCAGCAGCAGCAAUCGUAAGAGAAGCAGUAACAGCAGCAGUAGCUCUUCCCAUUCGAUGUCCAGUGUGCAUGGCAGCCCAGAGGCUGUGGACAGCUGAAAUAAAUUUAAAAAACACAGUGAGCUUUCUCAGCCACCAGCAUAAUUGUGUGAUGAAGAGUACUUUUGUACUUCCUGACCGCAUCAUUUGUUGAGUGUGGUAUGUCUUGAAGUUUCAUUACUUGUGGCAUUUUCUGUUGUGACCACAUUUUUUCUUUCUUAUCUUUUGACUAAGAAAUAUUGAUAUCUUAAAAUGAAUUACCAAGAACUUUUUAUUCUCAUGUUAAAGUAGUAAUAAACAAAUCUUUUUGAUGUACUUGAGAUUGGUAUGGUUGAAUGAUUUUGAAAAGAAUUACAAAAUUCCUACGUUUCUUCUGCCCCGAUAUACAGAGUAUAUUAAGAAACGAAAGAAAUUAUGGAAUAAAUUGGUGGUGAUGGUAAUUUUUUCUUUGUGCUUGUCUUUUAUUGUACAUACUAAGUUGUGGGGCCAUAGUGUAUAGUGACUUUUUUUUAUUUAUUGUACAUACUGCGAAUGGCAACUUGAUAACGAUUCAUUCCAAUAAGAUUCUGUCAAGAGAAUUAAUUUUAAAACAUUUACUUUUGUAUAGUAUGUAAAAGCUUUGCAGUGUUCAUGUAAUUUUAUGUUUCAAAUCUACAAAAGAAAUUCUACUUACAAAUGUUUUUAUUUGAAUAACAUUCUGUUGUGUGCUACGUCAUAAUAAUAUUAUGAUAUGCAUUACUUUCUGCCAGUUUAAAAUAACAAUAACUAGUAAAUUAUAGUUAAUAUUUUUUUUAAUACUUUCGGAUGUGAUUUCCAUUGCUGAAUGUAAAAUAUAACUGCAGAUAUUUCUCUUUUUGUCAUUUGUUAUAUGAAUUAUAAAUUGUAUGUCUCACAUUUCUCUGAAUGUUUAUGAAGUAGCACUUAUUUAAGUACAAUUUAUAAUAAACUUAGUGUUGUCAUAUUUAACAACAUGUAGUAAACCUUUGUGUCAGUUUUGCAAAAUUAUCUUAUUAUUUGAUUUAUGAAGUUUACUUUUCCAUUACAAUAUUUGAAUUGUAUGUGUUUGAGUGGAAUUCAUUGUUCAUUUCAGUCCUAAGCCAUUUUGACAGUAGUAGUAUGUCCCUUACUUUGUUAGGAUGUCUUAGCUUUGAGUGAAUUUGAUUGUUGAGCGUGUUUAUUUGUAAUACUUUUCUAAUAAAAUUAAUAGGUUAUAUAGAAAGAUAAAUAGAAACGUUUUGUGUGAUUCUUAUUGUGUAUGUACAGAUAUUGUUUUUAUCAGUAGUAAAUUUAUUCUAGCCAAUUUAUUGUAAUUCAUGACAUGUUAUUUUUUGUAUGUGAGAGAAAAGUGUAUUGUUGACUGUUGUGUACAAAUUAUUUUAUGCUUUUUGAGUUGAUGCCCAUUCAGAAGUUUGGGGUAUGAAGACUAUUACUCUAUAAUUGAAAAUUUGUUUCUGUAUUUGCUUUUGCAAAUUAUUUUAUUUUGUACAUAGAAAAAGCCUUUACAGAUUUUAUCAGGAAACAGAUUGUUUAAGGCAGGUUUUAAGAGUGCAUUCAUUUUUGAACAUUUGUUCUCUAAUACUAAUGAGAGUGUGACCCACAGUUAGAAUAAUUGUCCUUUUUGAUGGUUAUUAGUUAGCCUACCACUUUAUUUUAAAAAAUCUAGAAGAGAAAUUGAAUGAUUCGUUAUGCUAUUUUGAAAACUAAUGUAAAAUGAUUUUUCUUUAUAAAUAAAUAUACAUUACAGGACCUCCAAAUCUGUGGACCUAAUGGCCUAUUUAGCUAUAUCUCUCUGAGAACUUAUCAAAACUGUCAAUGACUGAUAAUGUACAUUGAAGGAAAAUUUACCAAUUAUUUACUUAGUUGAAACAGUGUUGUAAUGAUAAUGUUGCGUUAUUAUAGAGCAAUAGAAAUAGAUCAUUCAAUAAAACCAUUAUUUUGUAUUUGCAUCCAACCAAUAUGUAUAUUCUAAUUAAUGUGGCAUUCAGUUUUAAGUAAUGAAAUUAUAGCAAGAAUAUUAGUACAGAAAGAGUAGUUGUAUAUUGUACUUUUUUUUUAAAGUGUAGUCUAAUGGUGUCAUACAUACCCAACCUGUCAUCAAUGAUGCAUUACAAUAAAUGAGUUCUGUUCCCUUU